This is a messenger RNA of Geodia barretti, 324 nucleotides long. The record is from the annotation of a GenBank genome assembly. NCBI's taxonomy places the organism in Eukaryota, Metazoa, Porifera, Demospongiae, Tetractinellida, Geodiidae.
ACAGGAAUGAAGCUGUGCCUCUAUAUCGGAGUGGCAGUCUCUCUGUUGGUGACUGCUGUACUGGCAGGUCCAGUGGAGGACUACCCUGUGGAAAUGGACUCUCAGGAUAUGACCAGUGAUGGACAGUCAGAGAUGGACGAGGACUACAAUGCUUUCCUGGAAUCCUAUCUUCGGAGAGACUUUGAAUCACAGGGUGAUGUGCCAACUGCACAAGACGAUAUUCGACAAGGAAUGGAUGACGCAUUUCUCAUGGCAGAGCCAAGGCUACCACCAAAAUCAGCAGCAGACCUGAAGCAUCAACUUUUGAAUCGUCCCAAACAGCGA